This is a messenger RNA of Cephus cinctus (wheat stem sawfly), 1034 nucleotides long. RefSeq names its product outer dense fiber protein 3-like. The record is from RefSeq and is a predicted model, not a curated record. Gene Ontology annotation, cellular component: cytoskeleton. The coding region runs from base 184 to 915 and encodes 243 amino acids. The transcript is spliced from 5 exons. Lineage: Eukaryota; Metazoa; Arthropoda; Insecta; Hymenoptera; Cephidae.
CGCUUGUUGGACGGAGUUCUUUUUGACAGAAACUGUUGAAAGAACGGAGGCAUAAAACUUUUGGUGAUUACUGGCGGUAGAAUAAAUUUUCAGGUUUCGUAAUGUCUGUAUAAAUGCUGAAUAAAGCCGAUAACGUAAAUGAUUGUUUGACGUUGUGCUAAAUUUCGGAAAAUAAUCUAUACAAUGCCGCCAAAAAAGGAUAAUAAACAAAAUGUACAGGAGAAGAAGGGUAAUAAAAAACCUGCUAAACCGAAAAAAACACCGGCUGUUGUUUGCGGUUUUAAGAGUCCUGGACCCAAAUACAAAUUGGCCACUUUGGUCGGAUACGAUGGUCAUGACACAACGAAAUAUCGGAAUCCAGCAUACACCUUCCGAUUGAGACAAACAGGAGUGGACGUAUGCGAUGGGCCCGGUCCAAAAUAUAUGGUAAACAUGAACCGUUUUGGGCCUUACACGUCACCUGGUUAUUCGAUUGGCUACGCAGCUACAACUUUUGGUUCAUUUUGUGGACCGGGACCAAAAUAUAUGGUCCGUGAUCAUGGACCUAGGGCUCCUGCAUUUUCCAUAAAAUGGCGAACAAAUCCAAGAGCAGGUAGUGGGACUCCAGGACCAUAUAAUAUACCAUCUACUAUAGGACAAGGUCCAGCUUUUUCGAUGGGUACCAGAGGAGCUACCGGUGUCUGUGAAACUGGUCCUGGUCCAAAAUACGGCCUAUUUGAUUUAUGCGUAGUAAAACCGUGCCCACCGAAAUUCAGUUUAGGCUACAGACAAACUGGGAAUUUAGCGUGUGAUGGACCAGGGCCCAAAUACAUGCCAAAGAUACCAACUUGUAACGAGAAUCCCGGAUUUACAUUUGGCAUUAAGCACAGCGAAUGCGCACCACCUUUAGUGACAGAAUGUGACGAAAAGUGUUGACGUUCGUAAAUUGAUAUCUAUUUUAUGAAAAAUAAGGGACUUUUUAAGAUAUGUAUCCCAUCCUUGAUCCAACCCAUUGAUUUGUUGAAAUUAUAUAAUGACGACAAUAGAAUUUAGAA